This is a messenger RNA of Apis cerana (Asiatic honeybee), 6624 nucleotides long. RefSeq names its product aquaporin. Lineage: Eukaryota; Metazoa; Arthropoda; Insecta; Hymenoptera; Apidae. Gene Ontology annotation, molecular function: channel activity. Gene Ontology annotation, biological process: transmembrane transport. The record is from RefSeq and is a predicted model, not a curated record. Gene Ontology annotation, cellular component: plasma membrane.
GGCUUAUGGGCUCGAGGACAGCUCUCUCAAAAACGUUUGUUCAAUGGGCAAUGUGGAAUGUCGCGUCAAGGUCUGUUUACUUUGAGCGGAAUUGGACCGGAUCGAGUUUCGUUCGUUUCUUCGAGCGAAAAGACACACGGAUGGGAAUAAGAGUGUGGGUUAAUAAUGAUCGAGGGGGCGUGGCCAAGCACGUAGGCCGCUAUUAAUUACUUUUCUCCGAGAUAAGACUUUGCAAGCUUCUUCUUCCCGCGUAAACGGGAUUGUUAUCGUUGAAGGAACCGCGCUACUUAGCGAGUAGAAACUUUCCUCCGCUUCGAGACAAUGGGAGAGUUUAUGAUCGGAUUUUCCUCAGUUCCCUUGGCCUCGCCGCCGUCCUCGAUAUUUUUUCGAUCUUCUAUUUAUGGGAAACGUCACGUAACUUGGUAACCGUGUCACGUGAAAACAAGGGCGAAAUAUGGUGUUCACGUGAAAUUUUAUUUUAUUGCUUGCCAGAGAAAUAAAUUGUUUCUUCUAUCGAUUCGCGAGAGACAUCUUUUUAAAAUUGAUUUGGUAAUUUUUAAAGAAGGAUCUUCCGCUAAAAUGUGGAUGAUUUAUGUGAAUUUAUCGAUGAAUAACGCGAUUGAAAAUAAAAAUAUCGAAUACGUUUAUUAGUUUUUUUUUCGGGACGGUCGGUCGUUAUCGAGAGAAGUUUAAAUAAUUUGCAAGAGAAAGAUCCGAUAAGAUGGAAGAUAAAACAUCGAAUCAACUUGGAAGUUUGUGUUCUUUCUUAUCGAUCGUGCUUUUCAAAACUACCAAUCUUGACAAUUUUUUUAAAUCGCAUCAAUGAAAAGAUUAGAUAAUACGGAUUAAUAACGAUAAUUAAGUGUAAUAAAACAAGUCCACUCGAAUAGAAACAAGUUCAAAACUCUUAGCGAUCUGUGUUCUCAAGAAAUCUUGACAAUUUUUUUCACGUGGAAUUGAAGUGAAAAUUCGAAAAAGAAUAAAAGUUUCUUAUCGAUGUUUUCUUUGACCAAAUGAAGAGAUUAGUCGUAUUUAAUAAUAUAUUACAAAAUCAUAUACAUAUAUAGAUUCUCGAAUAGAAUCAAACUCGUGACCUUUCUUCUAUCGAUCACUUUCUGCACGAGAGGAUGCAAAGAAAUCGUGGAGAGAAUCUUCUACACGAAACUGAGUGAAAGUCGAAGCGAAGAGAAGGUUAGGUUUAACAACAAGUUAUGGCGGGAUAAGGAGAAGAUGGCGCUAGUGGGCAAGUGGAACAAUACGACUGGCAUAAAUUACACGCAAUUACGAUGCAUCCAGUGGAUCGCAAUUACCUGUUCGCUGCUGCAAAAGCGAACGGCGGAAUGCAUCGUUGCACAAGCUUGUCUGCCUCAGAAUCCAAUUAUUCCUUUCGAAAAUAUUAUUCUAUCAUUCUUCUAAAGAGGAGGAUUUUUUCCUUUUUUUUUUUUUUACUUACGUAUAAUGGAUUUCAACGAUUUGAUCAUUAAUCCGAUUUUUUACGGCACAAAGAAACUGGAGCAAAAAAAAAUUAUGGAUAUAUCGGAAAUUUUAAACUUGAAGCUUUAUCAUUUAAACCAUUGUGUAUUUAUGAAAAGUUUUUAACUAAGCGGGGAUAAAAAGUUAAAGUGGCGUUGUUAAUUAAAAUUUAUUGCUUUUAAAUAUGAAAAAAAUAACGAUCGCAAAGAGAUAAUUGUUUUACAAGUCGUGUGGCAAUUACUUUGUUGAAAAGAUGAAUUGACAUUUGCUAAUUUUUCAAUCAAUAUUAUCUAUUAAUAUAUUAAUAUUACCACUAUUAAAUCGAUAAUUUAUGCAAGUUACGGGAAAGGGGCUUAAAUGGUCUUUAAAAAGCGCAUAAAAAUUCCGCGACGCCUGCAAAAUUCCAUAAAGUUAUCAUCUUUUUCUUUUUCUUUUUUUUACACAGUUAUUAUAUAACUUUCAUAGCUACGAUAAUUACACCAACAACAAAAUUUAGCAUUUCCGAUAUUAUCUGCAAUUAUUAUAAUUACCCGACGAGUAUGUGCGAAAGAGUUAAUCGAACAUUGAAAUUUGGUUAAAUAUUCAUGGCCGGCUACUUUGAAAAUCCGAUGUACAAGCAUAAAAUCGGGAUAUGGGAUCCAAGGUGAGCCGACGAACGCAUCAUCGUAUGCCGAUCGUAUCGAUCUGACCGUUCGAUAACGAUGAAAUUGUUUCCCUUUGGCGUUGGCCAGGAAUUUUGGGUAAUUGUAGAUAACGAGGUCCGUGAGGAUCCACGAGCACGGGGGUAUGGAUCCAAUUUCCACGGAUAGUAUGGAUAUUUUCAUCGGGUCGGAUCGAUAGCGAUGCCGAACAGCCGCAUCAAUCACCGGCCACUCUUCCGAUGAACGUGCACUCUGAUUACUUUCCGGGUAUUCACCGUCGAAAGAACGAAUUCGCGAGCGAAAAUACGAGUAACCGCGUGUUUUCGGCGCGAAAAAAACGUCCUUUUUUUUUUUACAACACUUGUAACACCGAAACAUGGGUGCGUGAAACGAUCGUUGAUUAACUGUCGCGUUGGCUGUCUACUUUAUAAUUUUUUGAAACGCCCUGUAUAAUAACGAAAGUCAUUGUGAUCGUUCGAUGGUAACAUUGAUUAGUAACUAUUGUGAAACGCUGAUUAAUUGUCGUAUCGGUGUCGUAUUCUGUAACUUUUUAUUUUGAAACGAUUAUUUUGUAUCGAAAGUAACGAAAAUCAUUGGCAUAUUUAUAAUCGUUCGAUGAUGUUAUAUUGAUUGAAAACGUGUCUCUGAAACUAUCGUUGAUUAACUGUCGUGUUGGCUAUCUAUUUUAUAAUUUUUUGAAACGUCCUGUAUAAUAACCUGUAUAAUAAAGUCGUUGUGAUCGUUCGAUGGUAACAUUGAUUAGUAACUAGUGAUUGUGAAACGCUGAUUAAUUGUCGUAUCGGUGUCGUAUUCUGUAACUUUUUAUUUUGAAACGUCCUGUAUCGAAAGUAACGAAAGUCAUUGGAAUAUUUAUCGUUCGAUGAUGUUAUAUUGAUUGAAAACGUGUCUGUGAAACGAUCGUUGAUUAAUUAUCGCAUUGCUGUGUAUUCUAUGAUUUUUUAUUUUGAAACGUCCUGUAUAGUAACGAAAGUCAUUGACAUAUUUAUAAUCGUUGGAUGCUGUUAAAAACAUGUCUGUGAAACGAUCAUUCAUUAAUUAUCGCGUUGCUGUGUAUUCUGAAACUUUUUAUUUUGAAACGUCCUGUAUAGUAACGAAAAUCGAUGACACUUUUAUAAUCGUUCGAUACUAUAACUAGAAACGCGAUUGUGAAAGGAUCGUUGAUUAAUUGUCGCGUUGCUGUGUAUUCUGAAACUUUUUAUUUUGAAACGUCCUGUAUAGUAACGAAAGUCGUUGACAAAUUUAUAAUCGUUGGAUGCCGUCGUAUCGAUUGGAAAUAUUUAUGAAAAGAUCAUUAAUUGAUUAAUCAGGUUGACGUGUACUCCGUAUUUUUUAUUUUGAAACGUUUUAUAUAUAAUAACGAGAAUGUUUAUAAUUAUUCGACGCUUUUAUCGGAAACGUGUUCGUGAAAGUUGCAGCAUUCUUUAUUUCAUCAUUCUUUGUCUCGAAUUUAAUAAUAAACAUUUUUAAACAUCUCGUAAUAAACGAUUAAAAAUUCUCGAUAAUUAAUUUUCCAACAUAAACUUCCAAAUCAAAAACGUUAUUUCAUUUUUAUCUUCAAAAUCGAUCGAAAGCAUAAAUUUUGCAACGCUCCGUGAUCAACCGACUGAAAUUCUCAAUGAUCGAAAUUCCUAACCUCGAAAUCAAGAAGCAUCGAGUUAUCCGUUCCCAUUUAAAAUUCAAUCCGUUGCACGAAUUUUGAAACGUUUUGUAGCACGUUAACGGAAGCAUUCGAUAUCUCGCGACUUCCAACGCAUUGCGAAAUUGCGCACGACAUAAGGAACAACGUUCGUGGACUCGUGUCGAGUGAUUUGCUCCGUGGAUCCUCCUGCAUCCGACGUUAUCUCCACGGUGCGCACGGUGUACACGGCUACCUUGCGCGUGGCAAGGUGACGUUCUGAUUUACGAUCGAUCCUCAUCUAUCGUUACGCGAGUGUAAUUCUUGAGUGCAAAACGGCUGGUUGCCAUUGAAAUUCUACGUUUUCCAGAGGCGUGCCGAUCGUAAAACGAAUUUACAACUGAUUCCAAGAAAUUUCAAGCGGAAUCGUUUUCACCGUCAUGAUUUUCAAUAACCGGGUCACGAGCGGCGUCUUUGUAUUCUUUUUUUUUUUUUUUUCUACCUUAUCUUAGCACGAACGAAAAAUUUAUUGAAAAUUAAACUUGACAAUUAUUGAAAAUAAUCAGCUUUACGAUAAGAUAUUAUUCGCCUCGUAUUCCUUAUGGUAAUAGAAACGAAUACGAUUAACGAAUAUAUAUACAUAUAUCGAUGUACAGGAUGUUUCAAAAUAACUAUGAUUCGUUAAAAAAACGUUGAAACGGAUUUAAAAUUUUUGUUCUCCCCGGUGACACGUAUAUCGUGUGUGUAUAUCGUUUCAAAAAUAUUGAUCCCAAGCGAGGAAUAAAAUUGGAAGGGAGCAUAUUUGCAUUCCGAUUGUCGCGCGAGUGUAAAGUGUUAUUUACUUUAAGCCGUCAUUCGGUUGAGCAAUUUUCGUGCGGCAGUGGAGCUAAUCAACUGUCAACAGAGUUGUAUCGAUGCGUAUCUACGAUGCACAUUGUCUUUUGCGGGUGAAGUUAACACAGGUUAUCGCUUCCCGCUGCUUAUUUCAUCGGUGGAAGUGGUUCCGUGUACACGUCUAACCGGUGCUGCUGGUUAGAAAGCAACGAAACGGAAUGGUUUGGAAUUGCGGGUUUAAGAAAUUGAUGCACGGCGAAGGGGCCUUGAAGAACACCGUGCUGACUGCUCUGGCGGAGAUGAUUGGCACUUCCAUGUUGGUGUUCCUUGGAUGUAUGGGAUGCAUUGGAAGCCUUGGUGUCGUUCCUUCUCACUUGCAAAUAGCCUUAACCUUCGGUCUGGCUGUGAUGAUUGUGAUUCAGUCCCUUGGCCACAUCAGUUUAGCUCACAUUAACCCUGCCAUCACGGUGGGAUCGGUUGUGCUUGGAAUGAAGACUAUUCCCGAAGGUUUGGUGUACCUCCUGUCUCAAGUAGUUGGCGGAGUCUUAGGAUUUGGAAUGUUAAAGGUGGUGACUCCAGCGGGUCGGAUGACGGGCAAAAGCGUGGACGAGGCGGACAUGUUUUGCGUGACCGAUCUGCACACCGAGCUGUCCGCCAUCCAGGGCCUCCUCCUCGAAGGCAUUUCCACGGCUGUACUGAUGCUGGUCGCGUGCGCCGUCUGGGACAGCAGGAACGCGAAAAACACCGACUCGGUGCCAAUCAGAUUCGGAUUGACGGUGGCCGCUCUCGCUCUCACCGUCGGCCCGUACACGGGCUGCAGCAUGAACCCGGCCAGGUCGUUGGCACCGGCGCUCUGGAACAAUCAGUGGUCCCAUCACUGGAUCUACUGGUUCGGCCCCAUCGGUGGCGCCCUUCUGUCGUCCUUCACGUACAAAACCAUCUUCGGCGUGAAGAGGAACAAGCAGGAGGAGCCUGCCGCAGAAGCUGUGGCGUUGAACAGCGUGGACACCCAGAAGGCCGAGCCGUGAUACGACCAUUCGAAGAGGGCCAAUCGGGAGCGUCCAGGGUACGAGACGAUCGACACUUUAUUCGAGAAAGUACAAGAGAUUAAGUGUUUAAAUGGAGGGACGUGGAAGGAUCGAAUGGAAGCCUGAAACGCGAUACACGAUCACCUGGGCCUGGGGGGUCAUCAUCAUGUGCCGCCAUCUUAGACCUCCAACACCUCCGUUUUUUUCUUUCGAUCGUAUCGCGCUCGAACGAUUCACGAGAUCGCAAGACUGUAAUAAUUCAGAGAAAUCGUUCGUUGCCUGCGAAAGAGCGACGACAUUAUAUUGUUAAAAUGUAUAGAUAUAGCGUACAUUGCCGUUCGAAAUUAUUAGUUACGUUCGAUUAAUUUUAACAAAUUUUUAAUAGACCUCGUUUUGUAUAUUUUAUAUAACUAUUUUGUAUAUUUUUCUGAUAUGAAAAAUAUAACGAGUCUAUGAGAAUAUGUCGAAUCGAAAGUUAUAUAAUUUGAUUUAUUUAAUUUUUUAUGUCUUAUAUAUCUCUGUUCAAUGAAUAGUGUUAAAAAAUAUGAAAAAAAUUUGAAAAAGAAUAAUAUCAUGGAACAAAGUUUGGUUUGUAAGAAUGAAAAAUAAUAAGAAUUAAGAACUAUUUAUAUUUAAAUAAUUGAAUUAUAUAAGUCGAAAAAUUUGGCAAUAGAAAAUAUCGAAAACUUUGUAGAAAAAUGUAGUUAAUACUUUUGAAUGGUAAUGUAUCAUAAAGGUUGCCAUAUUGAUUAUCGACCAUUUUAUAAUUCAGUGAUUUGUAUGUACAAAAUGGCGUUUGUUAAAUUACUGCUGGAAACACGCAUUUUGUUAUUGUUGUCGUUUUUCUUUUUUUAAUACUCUGUUGGUAUGUUUCGUAUUACGUAUUUUCAAUUUACCAGAGAUUUAACGAUUCGCUAAUAAUAAUAAUCAUUGUAUAUAAUUGUUAUGAUAUUUUUUUAUAGAUGUAUUUACUCGUGACGAUGGAAAAAAAAAUAUAAUCGAAUCAAAAGCA